AUGCAUGGCUGACAAUGGUAAACAAUGGCACACUUCAGAAUCUUUUUUCCCACAAGCUGUUCAUUGUUGGCAUCCUUGAAAUAUGAUACAAAGACGUCUGAAUGACAUCACAUUAAGGCAAAGCACAAGAUAGUAUGAAGAUCGAAAGCUAUGCUCUACCAACUGCUCUGUAAACUCCUCAACCUGCUAUGAAGAUGAGGUUGAGGAGGACACAUCAAGAGGACAUACAAAAGCGUAAAGCUGCAGGGAAUGUGAACAAAAAUCAAGAUGCCAUUGAUGCUGCCCAGCUACAGCCCAAAACAACUCAGGUUGUUUUUGAGAUCCAGUCGGGACGUACAGUGCCUCGUCUUUCUGAACCCCGCCACCUGUAUGGCAGCUCUGGACAUGUGUGUCAGACCCUGUCUCGUUGGCCAAAGGAGUGUGAGGUGAUACAGGAAGAAAUUAAUCAUAUUGAUUGGGCACCUUAUUGUCCGGAGCCGUUUUGGUCUCCAAAAUCCUCUGAAUAUCCCCAGAUCCCCUUUACGUUGGGCGGCAGGCUUGUUUACCAUGCACCAGCUGGUAAGGAGAGCUACUUCUCGGGUUCUCGUGCUGGAGGAUGUCCAUGUGCCGUUUCACAAGCAUCUGAAGCACCAUCUGGGCCUAAUGACACCACGCUUGUCUUUGAGGGGCGAUUCGAAAGUGGCAAUUUACUGUCUGCGCACAGAGUUGGGGAGUUUGCCUAUGAGCUCACACUCAGGACAGACAUGUACACCAAAAAGCACACACAGUGGUUCUACUUUCGAGUGAGGAACACACGUGCAGGAAUCCCUUACCGCUUCACCAUCACCAACUUCCUGAAAGCCACCAGUCUGUACGAGAGAGGUCAGAAGCCCCUGCUGUACUCUGAGGAGAGGGCCCGGGUUUUCGGAGUGGGCUGGUACCGCGUGGGUCAGGACGUGUCCUACUAUCGCAACGGACGCUGCCACCUGGGCCUGCCCUGCUUCUCCCUCUCCUGGAUGUUCAGCUUCCCCUACGACCGAGACACCUGCUACCUGGCACACUGUUACCCGUACACCUACACCAAACUGUGGUCUUACCUCUCCGCCAUCGAGAACAACCCCAAGCUCUCCUCGUUCUGCAAGGUCCGGACACUCUGCCGCUCGUUGGCAGGAAACCUGGUGCCGGUGCUGACGGUGACGAGCCCCACUGGCAAGCCAGGUGAGUCGGAGGAGGCUGCACACAAGCCUGCUAUUGUGGUCACUGCCCGGGUCCACCCAGGCGAAACCAACAGCUCUUGGGUCAUGAAGGGCAUCAUUGACUUCUUACUGAGUGACUCAUCCGAUGCAAAGCUGCUCCGCGACACCUUUAUCCUCAAGCUGGUCCCCAUGCUGAAUCCGGACGGCGUGAUUGUGGGAAACUACCGUUGCUCCCUCACGGGACGAGACGUCAAUCGCAGCUACACCUCCAGUCUGAAGGAUUCCUUUCCCACUGUCCAUGCACUGCGGACUAUGGUACAUCGGUUGUGUGAGGAAAGAGAGGUGUUGUUGUAUUUUGACCUCCACGGACACAGCCGUAAACAGAAUGUCUUCACCUACGGCUGUGAGUUGGCGUCCGACCAGCAGAUGCAUGAGCGCGUCUUCCCCUUCAUGCUGAGUAAGAACUUCCCUGACAUGUUUUGUUUCGAGAACUGCAAGUUUAAGGUGCAGCGAAGCAAGAGUGGCACUGGCCGCGUCGCUUUGUGGAAACUUGGAAUCCCAAACAGUUUCACAUUAGAGACUUCCUUUUGUGGGUCAACCAUCGGCCAUCGUAAAGGAACACACUUCAGCAUUCGGGACCUGGAGGACCUGGGGGCGCAUUUCUGUGAUACUCUUCUGGACUACUGUGACCCUGACAGGACCCAGUACAACAUAUGUGUCAGAGAGCUGCAGGAAUCCCUUCAACAAGACGCCAGCCUCAUUCUCGCCUCUUCUGAAGCAGGAGCGCCACCCAGUGGUGAUGGCAGCACCUGUGGUUCAAACAGCUCUGAUUCUGAUGGACCUCCACACCAACUUGAAGCUUGUAAGGAGAUGACUCGUAAGAAGUUACUCAAGUCCAAGAAGAAAAGAGACUGCUCUUUCCUCGCACGACAAAGAGAGGACACUGCUGAGGAGACUAAGGUUGUUGAUGUCAAAGAAAGCCUUGGGAAAGACAAAUACACGCUUCAGCCUCUGCGAUUGACUCAACAUAUGCUGCCAAGAAUAAAGGAGGACCCAGAACCAGAACCUGAACCCACUGAUGCCACACAAAAGAUGUCUGUUCAGUACCUGGUGUUCGAUGAUGAAAAGGGGGCGCUAAGAUCAAAGUCUGACUACCUGCGGCACCUCAUGUCAGGCUACAUAAGGAGCAGGAUGCAGCUGGGCCUGGGCACCACUCUUAGAGGUUUGGACCUGGGUCCUCUCCAUGUGUGUGUGCAGCCAAAGCCGAGUGCAUCAGCUCUCAGGUUGACCCCCAGAGGUCCAGGAAGGGGGGCUGGGAGAAGCAGCAAUGCCCCUGGCCUCUCUCAUAUGGCCGCAGGAGACAAGACGACUGGUCCUGCUUCGCCUGCUCAAUGGAAGAGAAGCCAGAGUUAUACUGCACCAUUCAGUCUACUCAGGACAGCGACCAGGCAGGUGCCGAGCAGGCGAGUCCCAUGUGACAUGUGGGAGGGAGUGUUGAAGUAUCACAGAGGAGCGCUAGACAGGAAACCAAGCCAGGUCAUGGGAAGACCAUGACGCAAACCAGAAACCAGAAGUUACUUUAGCCACAAACCUGCAACAUAGAACUGUGAAACACAGGCCCCUCUUCAGUCUGCUUCUGGACACAGGAGGAUGUUUACUUUGAAUUGCAAUAAAGCAUGCUGUGCGGUGAGCUUAUAAGAAAACGUUUGUCAGCUUACUU
Molecule: messenger RNA, 2895 nt
Organism: Engraulis encrasicolus (European anchovy)
Lineage: Eukaryota; Metazoa; Chordata; Actinopteri; Clupeiformes; Engraulidae
Product: cytosolic carboxypeptidase 2-like
Exons: 19
Coding region: 189-2729 (846 amino acids)
Biological process (GO): proteolysis
Molecular function (GO): zinc ion binding; metallocarboxypeptidase activity
Source: RefSeq, a predicted model, not a curated record